GUACAAGAGAGCAAAAUGCUCGCGUUCAGACAACUUUGCACAAAUAGGCUAAUAUCUAACGUAUUAAAAAGUAGUGUUACUCAAAUUCAUACACAGAACGCGCUUUUCAAACAAUCUGACACGUUAAAGCUGGUUAUAAGUGGCCAAUCUUUACUAUUUCCCUACGUGUGGUUGAGGGAUAACUGCCAGUGCGAACAGUGUUUCCACCGAUCAGCGAAAAGCCGGACAGUUGAUUGGAGCAAAUUCGACUUAAAAGUUAAGGCGAAAAAUGUCCAGAAGGACGAAAAUUCUGUGAAGCUUACCUGGGAUGACGGGCAUAUAUCGGAGUUUGACAUAAAGUGGCUCAAGUUUAGAAAUUUUACUGCAGAGAAUAAGAAAAUUUAUGACAGUGCUAUUUAUAAACCUGCAAAAAUUACAUGGGAAGGUAAGGAUUUUCAGAAGAUCUGUUAUAAACAUGAUUACGAUGAGAUUUUGAACUCGAACCAAGCAUUGUACAAUUGGUUACACAGUCUAUCAGUUUAUGGAGUAGCUUUGAUUCAAAACACACCGAAUUCUGCUACAGCUAUAGACAAAAUUGUGGACACCAUUGGAUUUACACGGAGAACACAUUAUGGCGUCAAAUUUGUGGUGCAAAAUGUACCUAAUACCAGUAAUGUAGCAUAUCUUAACACCAAUCUGCAAGUGCAUAUUGACUUGCCAUACUAUGAAUAUUGUCCAGGAGUAAAUAUGUUGCAUUGUUUAGAGCAAACUCAAAGUCAAGGCGGAGAGAAUAUUCUCUCUGACGCUCACUAUGUGGCUUCAUACAUUAAACAAAACCAUCCAGAACAGUUUAAGCUUCUAACGGAUGUUGAGAUUGAAUGGAGUGACAUUGGCACCGAAGAUGGUAAUGAAUUCUUCAAACUCCACAGAUCUCCAGUUAUUUGCUUGGAUAAACAUGGAGAAGUAAUGAGAAUUAAUUUCUCUGUGCCUCAAAGAGGAAAUUAUUUUCCAGGGCCAAUAGAACUAGUUCAACCUUGGUAUGAAGCAUGGGCCUUAUUUCUGAAUUUAAAUCAUAAGUUCUCGGCUAAAUUUAAGACGAAGGCUGGGGACAUCUUGACUUUUGAUAACAUAAGGUUGCUGCAUGGGCGGAAUGCAUAUGAAGACAGCUCAAAUAAUGUUCGGAAAUUGAUUGGUGCCUAUGUUGAUUGGGAUGAAAUAUACUCCCGGUGGAGAUGUUUAAAAGUUAAAUUGGAAAAUAUGGAUGGUGUUUGAUAUGAUGUUAUAGUUUUUAGCAAAUUGAAACACACUUUUAAUAACAUGUAGGUACAGAAUAUAUUUCAUUUUAGAAUGAAUUAAAUGUACAUUUAAAUAUUUCAAUUAUAUUUUUCUCACAUAUGCCACUAUUAUAAUAGGAUUGUUUCUGGAAGCUGUCGUUUUAACAUCUGAAUUGUAAAUUUUAUACAGCAGUUGUAGGGUCAUUGCGCUAGUUUUCCUCCAAUUGACGAAAUUUGAAUAUAAACCUUCAUUGCUGCACAAAUUUGGACUUAUUGCAAUCCUUAAUAUCUAAACAAUUUAUCUGUCAAGCUUAGAAUAAAUUUAAAAGUGGAAAAAUUACUGUCUUGGGUAAGACUUGAACUCACGGCCUCUGGAUAGAUACUCCAGCGCUCUGCCAUCUGAGCCACCAAGACCUCAUCCAUAGCCAGCAAAUCUUUCCA
Messenger RNA from Cydia splendana, 1694 nucleotides. Its product is annotated as gamma-butyrobetaine dioxygenase. The record is from RefSeq and is a predicted model, not a curated record. Gene Ontology annotation, molecular function: oxidoreductase activity. Gene Ontology annotation, cellular component: mitochondrion. Bases 16 to 1251 code for a protein of 411 amino acids. Lineage: Eukaryota; Metazoa; Arthropoda; Insecta; Lepidoptera; Tortricidae. The transcript has a single exon. Gene Ontology annotation, biological process: carnitine biosynthetic process.